AUUGUGGAAGAUCUAUGUAAUGGGCAUACUGCACGGCUGUUCCAAGUAUUUAAUCACAUGGGCUCAGGAACAUUUGAGUAAACUGUGCCUAGCAAAGGAGCCAACAGCUUCUCCUUAAAAUAAAAUAGCUACUGAAGAUCACAGCACUGCAAGAAAGCUUGUUGUUCUAAGAAGAUAAAGCUUUAUUUGCCAGCAAAAAUGUCUGACAGAAGCCCCUUCGAAACAGAUAUGCUCACCCUCACCCGAUAUGUUAUGGAAAAAGGACGACGAGUUAAAGGAGCUACUGGGGAGCUGACGCAGCUGAUCAACUCCAUGCUGACUGCCAUAAAGGCCAUUUCCUCAGCAGUCAGAAAGGCAGGCCUUGCCCACAUGUUUGGGAUAGCGGGAAGCGUGAACGUGACUGGUGAUGAAGUGAAAAAGCUGGAUGUGUUGUCCAAUUCUUUGGUUAUUAACAUGCUACAAUCCUCCUAUGCCACCUGUGUCUUGGUCACUGAAGAGGAUAAAGAUGCUAUUAUCACUCCGAAAGAGAAGAGGGGUAAAUAUGUGGUGUGCUUUGAUCCACUAGAUGGCUCUUCCAACAUAGACUGCUUGGCACCCAUAGGAACAAUAUUUGCUAUCUACAAGAAGGCAGCAGAAGAUGAGCCGUCUGAAACAGAUGCCUUGCAGCCAGGACGCAAUAUUGUUGCAGCAGGCUAUGCUUUGUAUGGCAGUGCUACACUGGUGGCUCUCUCUACUGGGCAAGGAGUGGACUGCUUCAUGCUAGAUCCAGCUCUUGGUGAAUUCAUUUUAGUGGAUAAAGAUGUGAAAAUCAAGAAGAAAGGGAAGACCUACAGUCUCAAUGAAGGUUAUGCCAAGUAUUUUGAUCCUGCAAUGACAGAAUAUUUACAAAAGAAGAAAUUCCCUGAGGAUGGCAGUUCCCCCUAUGGUGCCAGAUACGUGGGCUCCAUGGUGGCUGAUGUUCAUCGUACGCUGAUGUACGGUGGGAUUUUUAUGUAUCCAGCUAACCAGAAGAGUCCUAAAGGAAAGCUCCGACUCCUCUAUGAGUGCAACCCUAUGGCUUUCAUCAUGGAGCAGGCAGGGGGGAUGGCUACCACUGGAAUUGAACCAGUGCUGGAUGUGAAGCCUGAGUCCCUUCACCAGCGAGUCCCUCUUAUUCUUGGUUCCCCAGAUGAUGUGCAAGAGUACCUUGCCUGUGUGCAGAAGCACCAGAAGAGCAGCUAAUGCAAUUCAUAAACCAGAUGUUGCUCAUGCACCUGCUUUAAUCCUUCUGCAGGAAAAAGAGAGUAAAUUAGACAACUUGGUUUCCAGGAGAUCAGUUCCCUCCUUUAAUUGACGACAAUAGAAAUCAUGAAGGUUAUUUCUAAGAAAAGAAGGUUUACAUUUUCUUUACACACAAAAGAAAAAAAAUCCUUUAGUUUCAGAUUGUACUGUAAUGCAACAGUAAAAGCAAAGGCCUAUUGUCAACACUAACAGCAACUAUUAGCUUCUUACUAACAAAAGUAGAAGAUUGUUUAGGUGACAGCCCAUUUUACCUGACAUAGCAAUAAUUGGAAUUUUGAGACAAAAUUCAACAUCCAGGACUUCACAUAGAGACAACUUAUCUGUCCUUUCUGUCCAAGUUUUUUCUGGCAGGUGCUUUUUAUCUUUAUCAUUAGACUCCCGAUCUCUGAGGUAUUGUGUUUAUGUUCCAAAUGAUAUUUGCCUUGGGUAAUUAAUAAAGAUGAAAACUGAA
Molecule: messenger RNA, 1732 nt
Organism: Alligator sinensis (Chinese alligator)
Lineage: Eukaryota; Metazoa; Chordata; Crocodylia; Alligatoridae
Product: fructose-1,6-bisphosphatase isozyme 2
Exons: 7
Coding region: 199-1221 (340 amino acids)
Biological process (GO): sucrose biosynthetic process; gluconeogenesis; fructose metabolic process
Cellular component (GO): cytosol; cytoplasm
Molecular function (GO): fructose 1,6-bisphosphate 1-phosphatase activity
Source: RefSeq, a predicted model, not a curated record